GUUGGGAUAGGUCUGGAGAGAAGAAAACGAAACUAUAACUAAAAUUGGAAACUGAAAAAUAAUUGCCAAGAAAAAGUACAGCAUUGCAACAAGAUGAGUAAUACAAUUUGAUGUCAAAUGAUAGUCCGCAGCUUGCUCAUUAAGUCAACACAGUCAUUUCUGAGGAUAAAAAAUAUCAACGGAGGAAAAGUUCCUUGGGAGUAGCAUCUGAUUGCAUACUCUGUAACUAAAAUGAACGAUCAGGAUUAUUCUACCACUUUCAUGGCUCUCAUUUUACUGACUUGCUCAGUAUUUUUCACCGCAGAAGGAGGAGAUCAAGGUACUUGCAAAGUAUCCUCUUUCGAGAAUAUACAGCACCUACCAAAUAAAACCCUUUUUAAAACUGGGGAGCAUUUGCAGUACCAAUGUGAUGUAGGUUAUGUGAGUCCACACAAAAAUAUAGUGGAGGAAACCGUGUGUCUUUCAUCUGGGUGGUCAACAAUUCUUCAAUGUAUUGAAAUUACAUGCACAGUACCAUCAACAGCUGGUGUCCUGAGCAAACGCCUAAGCUAUAGAAAUAAUGAGGUGGCAAAGUUCUCAUGUGAUGAUGGUUUGAUGUUGAACGGUUCAGAAAUCAGCCAGUGCCAUUAUUAUGGCUGGGAUCCACCAUUGCCUACCUGUGAAGAAAUCAGAGACAGAUGUCCUCCCAGACCACGGCCAAGCAACACAGAGGAGAUCCCUUCAAAACAACAUGAUUCUAAUGGGGAGGAAGUGCAGAUAAAAUGCCUGCCAGGAUUCAAGUUACAUGGCUCAGAAUCAAUACUCUGUAUCAAUGGAAGCUGGACGUCUCUUCCGCAGUGCAUUUAUGAGCAUAAAUGUAAAAACCCACCUUCUAUAAGAUUUGGACAAAUUGAACCAACAAGCAAUCGAAGUAAUGUCAAAUACAGAUGUGAUAAUGGAUACCAAUUAAGUGGACCAGAGGAAAGUAUCUGCAUUGGUGGGAACUGGUCCUUACCUCCGAUCUGUUUAAAGACGGAAAAAAAAUGUCCAGCACCUCCAAGAAUCAUCUAUGGAGAAAUGAAAUCCUUAGUCCAUACAGAAUACCCUUCCGGAUCUACAGUAGAAUAUCAAUGCCAGCAGCUUUACAAGCAUCAGGGAAAUCUAACAAUUGUAUGUGAAAAUGGAAGUUGGUCAGAUGUCCCUGUUUGUUUGGGAAAAGUGAACUACAAUAAUCUGAAAGAAUUUAUUAGAAAACAAAGAGCCAGUAUGACUUCACUGAGCCUGACAACUGAAUCAGAAAAACAAAGACUAGACAAAAUCAAUAAAGAAGUGGAUGAGGAGAUAGAAAAAAUCGAAACCUUUAAGACUGAGAGCAGUUUCGAACAACUUGAAAUUAAAUUGAAAAAUCAAUUGGAAAGAUUCCAAUCCACCAUAAAAUCACGCAAACAUUCUAAAUUCAUAAGGGACAACAAAGACUUCCAAACAGGGAAUAUUUACCAGAGGUCUAAACAAAGUAGAAGGGUCGAGUUUGAUCAAUUCUCCACCUCUGACCAGGGCAAAUCAAGACGCAAAACCACAGAGGAACACAAGAAGCAAGAGCACUCGAGGCUUCCAACGAAGGAAAGCGUACUGACUCAAGAGAGCCAAAUUAUCAAUUUAUCCUCCUACCAAUUGACUACCCCGGAAAUAGAACUAUUGAAAAAAGGCCUGUCCUUUGUCCCAACACCGACAUUCGAUAGCUUUAGUUGGACCAAAGAUAUCCACUUAUUUGCUAGAAAACUAGCUCUCCAUAAAUAUCAUUGCAUUAAAAGAACUAAACAAGCAUCAAGACUAGGCUUGGAAGCGAGGGACAUGGACGUGCUAGACAGCUUAGUAGAACUGCUCAGCAAUAAUGAACCAUUCAGUACACAGCAAGCACCGUUCACCAAUUUAAAACCAAAAAGCAGGUUUACACCCUAUAUACCUGAUUACAAGUAUAUAGACUUAUUUGUGGAACUAUCCUGUAAAGAGAUUGAAGCACUGGACACGAAUUCCCAGUACCCCUUUCAGCCAAAUAAUCUGAACCCCUUGGAAAUGAAAGCCUUAGGUAAACUCAAAAGAAAUGAAAUGAUCAUCAUCAAACCAUCAGACAAGGGGGGGAACCUGGUGAUAAUGGACAGAACCCACUAUGUCCAAAUGGUGCACAGUAUACUGGAUGACAAGGACACCUAUCUGGCACUCUCCCUGGAUCCUACCAAAAGAUUUUUUGCAGAACUGAAAAACAUCCUCGACCAAGCCCUCUCCAGUGAACUAAUAAGUAUGGACGAAAAUGAGUGGAAAUUGUCUCCUCUGUUUUCAGAACCAUGCACAGUAAGUCAGAAAGACAUGACAAAAAAUAACAUACAGCUAAGGUGGAAAACAGAUAAUAAAUUGUAUUCUGAACAUGACAACACUGUGGAGUUUAUCUGCUCCCCUGGAUUUGAAAUUCAGCCAUCUUCAACGCUUCGAGUUAAAUGCAACAGAGGAAAAUUAAUGUACCCUAGAUGCUUUAAGCAAGGCUCCUGCAUUUUAUCAAAAAAAGUGAUGUUGAUAAAUUAUAUUGUGCUGCCAGAUACACAUUUGGAAAUUGAAGAUGGGGAGAGCAUGCAGUUUCAAUGCAUCAAGGGAAUGAUUCCAGAACAGGAGCUCAGAGUUACAUGUAGUAAAGGUGAAAUAAAUUACCCAAAGUGUAAUAAACAGAAUGAGCAUAAAUGUGAAAACCCACCUUCUAUAAGAUUUGGACAAAUUGAACCAACAAGCAAUCGAAGUAAUGUCAAAUACAGAUGUGAUAAUGGAUACCAUUUAAGUGGACCAGAGGAAAGUAUCUGCAUUGGUGGGAACUGGUCCUUACCUCCGAUCUGUUUAAAGACGGAAAAAAAAUGUCCAGCACCUCCAAGAAUCAUCUAUGGAGAAAUGAAAUCCUUAGUCCAUACAGAAUACCCUUCCGGAUCUACAGUAGAAUAUCAAUGCCAGCAGCUUUACAAGCAUCAGGGAAAUCUAACAAUUGUAUGUGAAAAUGGAAGUUGGUCAGAUGUCCCUGUUUGUUUGGAACCAUGCACAGUAAGUCAGAAAGACAUGACAAAAAAUAACAUACAGCUAAGGUGGAAAACAGAUAAUAAAUUGUAUUCUGAACAUGACAACACUGUGGAGUUUAUCUGCUCCCCUGGAUUUGAAAUUCAGCCAUCUUCAACGCUUCGAGUUAAAUGCAACAGAGGAAAAUUAAUGUACCCUAGAUGCUUUAAGCAAGGCUCCUGCAUUUUAUCAAAAAAAGUGAUGUUGAUAAAUUAUAUUGUGCUGCCAGAUACACAUUUGGAAAUUGAAGAUGGGGAGAGCAUGCAGUUUCAAUGCAUCAAGGGAAUGAUUCCAGAACAGGAGCUCAGAGUUACAUGUAGUAAAGGUGAAAUAAAUUACCCAAAGUGUAAUAAACAGAAUGAGCAUAAAUGUGAAAACCCACCUUCUAUAAGAUUUGGACAAAUUGAACCAACAAGCAAUCGAAGUAAUGUCAAAUACAGAUGUGAUAAUGGAUACCAAUUAAGUGGACCAGAGGAAAGUAUCUGCAUUGGUGGGAACUGGUCCUUACCUCCGAUCUGUUUAAAGACGGAAAAAAAAUGUCCAGCACCUCCAAGAAUCAUCUAUGGAGAAAUGAAAUCCUUAGUCCAUACAGAAUACCCUUCCGGAUCUACAGUAGAAUAUCAAUGCCAGCAGCUUUACAAGCAUCAGGGAAAUCUAACAAUUGUAUGUGAAAAUGGAAGUUGGUCAGAUGUCCCUGUUUGUUUGGAACCAUGCACAGUAAGUCAGAAAGACAUGACAAAAAAUAACAUACAGCUAAGGUGGAAAACAGAUAAUAAAUUGUAUUCUGAACAUGACAACACUGUGGAGUUUAUCUGCUCCCCUGGAUUUGAAAUUCAGCCAUCUUCAACGCUUCGAGUUAAAUGCAACAGAGGAAAAUUAAUGUACCCUAGAUGCUUUAAGCAAGGCUCCUGCAUUUUAUCAAAAAAAGUGAUGUUGAUAAAUUAUAUUGUGCUGCCAGAUACACAUUUGGAAAUUGAAGAUGGGGAGAGCAUGCAGUUUCAAUGCAUCAAGGGAAUGAUUCCAGAACAGGAGCUCAGAGUUACAUGUAGUAAAGGUGAAAUAAAUUACCCAAAGUGUAAUAAACAGAAUGAGCAUAAAUGUGAAAACCCACCUUCUAUAAGAUUUGGACAAAUUGAACCAACAAGCAAUCGAAGUAAUGUCAAAUACAGAUGUGAUAAUGGAUACCAAUUAAGUGGACCAGAGGAAAGUAUCUGCAUUGGUGGGAACUGGUCCUUACCUCCGAUCUGUUUAAAGACGGAAAAAAAAUGUCCAGCACCUCCAAGAAUCAUCUAUGGAGAAAUGAAAUCCUUAGUCCAUACAGAAUACCCUUCCGGAUCUACAGUAGAAUAUCAAUGCCAGCAGCUUUACAAGCAUCAGGGAAAUCUAACAAUUGUAUGUGAAAAUGGAAGUUGGUCAGAUGUCCCUGUUUGUUUGGAACCAUGCACAGUAAGUCAGAAAGACAUGACAAAAAAUAACAUACAGCUAAGGUGGAAAACAGAUAAUAAAUUGUAUUCUGAACAUGACAACACUGUGGAGUUUAUCUGCUCCCCUGGAUUUGAAAUUCAGCCAUCUUCAACGCUUCGAGUUAAAUGCAACAGAGGAAAAUUAAUGUACCCUAGAUGCUUUAAGCAAGGCUCCUGCAUUUUAUCAAAAAAAGUGAUGUUGAUAAAUUAUAUUGUGCUGCCAGAUACACAUUUGGAAAUUGAAGAUGGGGAGAGCAUGCAGUUUCAAUGCAUCAAGGGAAUGAUUCCAGAACAGGAGCUCAGAGUUACAUGUAGUAAAGGUGAAAUAAAUUACCCAAAGUGUAAUAAACAGAAGCCUUGCCGAUUGUCAUUAGAAGAAAUCAACAAGAAUAAUUUAAUAAUGAGAGUGGCCAUUACUAAAGAUAGUAUGUAUGAUCAUGGAGUGAAAAUACCCCUUCGGUGUAAACCUGGAUUUUUCACUGUAUCUGUUUUAAGUUUGGAGUGCUAUAAUGGAGUAAUGAGAUAUCCCACCUGCUUUAACGAAC
Molecule: messenger RNA, 5077 nt
Organism: Pelobates fuscus (common spadefoot toad)
Lineage: Eukaryota; Metazoa; Chordata; Amphibia; Anura; Pelobatidae
Product: complement factor H-like
Exons: 24
Source: RefSeq, a predicted model, not a curated record